AUGAAGAACGCGGUGGCGUUGGUAACCGGUGGGGCCUCGGGUUUAGGUAAAUUUACAGUCCAGCAUUUGCUUAAACAUGGCUUUAAAGUUGCCCUACUGGAUCUUCCUUCAUCAAAUGGUGCUUUUUUGUCUCGGCUGCUGAAUCAGAAUUGUGCAUAUAUUCAGGCUGAUAUUGCAAAUGAUGAGGAAGUUAAAAAUGGCUUAUCGAAAGUGAAGGAUAAAUUUGGACAUCUGGAUAUUGUUGUCAACUGCGCAGGCAUUUCUUUCAAUCGUAAGGCAUUCAGCUUUAUCACCCCAAAUAGCGAUCAAAAAGCUACAGUCAUGUCGGAUUUGGGAAAAAUGCUCUCAGUGAAUGUUGGGGGGACAUUCAACGUUAUUCGACAUGCGCUUCAUUUACUCACUGAAAAUGAUAAGGAUGAAAUGGGCUGUCGAGGUAUUGUCAUUAACACUUCAUCAUUUUCAUCUUUCGAACCGCAGUUAGGACAAGUAUUUGAUUCAUUAUGUUCUGGAGCGUUGAACAGUGCAACAUUAUCAUUGUCCAAAGACUAUGCUUCCGUUGGUGUUCGAUUUGUAACGAUUGCUCCUGGUAUUUUUCGAACGCCGUUGGUAAUUUCUCAUAUGAAUGAAAUGAACUUGGAGGAUUAUGAACGAAUGGUACAACUUCCUUCACGACUGGGCUUACCGGAAGAAUUUGCUGCACUUGUAUUGCAUAUAAUACAAAAUAGAUAUUUAAAUGGUGAAGUUAUUCGUUUAGAUGGUUCUCUCAGAAUGCCUUUGUGA
Molecule: messenger RNA, 780 nt
Organism: Thelazia callipaeda (thelaziosis nematode)
Lineage: Eukaryota; Metazoa; Nematoda; Chromadorea; Rhabditida; Thelaziidae
Source: the annotation of a GenBank genome assembly